Camponotus floridanus (Florida carpenter ant) is the source of this 2249-nucleotide messenger RNA. Its product is annotated as protein amnionless. The record is from RefSeq and is a predicted model, not a curated record. Bases 225 to 1670 code for a protein of 481 amino acids. The transcript has 6 exons. Gene Ontology annotation, cellular component: endocytic vesicle; apical plasma membrane. Gene Ontology annotation, biological process: receptor-mediated endocytosis; intracellular protein localization. NCBI's taxonomy places the organism in Eukaryota, Metazoa, Arthropoda, Insecta, Hymenoptera, Formicidae.
AGUUCAGUCGUCAAAGUUCCCAAGCUGCGCUCAGUUUCUCUCGCAUUAUUUUCGGAAUUUAAAGGAUUAUCGAUUAAUAAAAUAUGCGUAUAAAAUCUCUUUACCUUUCCAUAUAUUUCUGCGCGAUUAACUGAGAAUUAAUCGGGGUGUAAAUAUAUCCGUUGCACGUAUUGACGUAUUGACUAUUCAAUCAAGUUAGAGGUUAUUAUAAAAUCGUAAUAAUAAUGUUUAAUUUUUCCGUGCCAUAUCGUAAAAUUAUACUGUGCAUUAUUCUAUUAUCGAAAUAUUCCGCUGCUUUUGAAAAGCACUGGCUUCCGGAUUUGGAAUGGCAGACCGCAAACAACUGGGUGGAUGGUCGCAUUCCAGAAAUUGACAAUCGAGUAAUUUUCCCUCAACAGACCCGACAUGCUGUGGGUGUCGCCGCAACUGACAAUUUAAGGCUAUCCGGAAUCGAUUUGCCUAGACAAGGAUUAUUAGUCCUAUCUAGAAACGGUAAACUGCAGCUGAGCGAUUCGAGGACGGACGCAAAGAUCAGUAAAUGGUCGAAGGAGGGUAAUUUCUUCUGGGCAGAUCCCGCAAAUUGGAACGGUAGUUCGAUAGCGGUGCCGCAUCUCGAGCGCGUUCCCUGUCGCCAGGACGACGUCGUUCUACCGAGCGUGAAUCGUACUCUAAGUGUCCUUUUACCUGUGAGAGAAGUACAAGUGAAAUCGAUUCGGCUAUCAAACGAGAGACAGCCCUUUCUCGAGGAGGAAUGGAUAGAUUUCCAAGAUCGUAGAGAAUUCUCUAGAAGUAGAUUUAGCGUCAAAUAUGCCGAGCUGUAUCUGACUAUGCACGAUUGCUCGAAAUGUUUCUGUCAGGGAAACUAUAUGAGCGACUAUCUCGAAGAGAUCUGCGCCAUCCAGAGACCAAGAUGCGGAUUCACGGGCUGCGAAUAUCCUCUUACAGUGGAAGGUCACUGUUGUCCUUAUUGCGGUGGACGCGUUUCCACGUCGAAGCAGAUUCCUCUAGUGACGGUACAAACCGCGGCGGACGAAGCUUUAGAAGGAUAUACGGACAAGAUUGCUUGGCAUACCAGACGCAGUUGGAAUGGAGGCGUUGAGAUCCUUGUAAAGGAGAAAGGAGAUUAUUCCGGGAUCACGAUACAGGAAGCAGUGGAUAAUCUGAGGGUGAUGUUGCAAAAGACGGGAAUCGAUGUGACGAACGCGGAGACAGCCGGAGCAGCUAUGAAAGAUUCUAGAUUGGCUGUUAUACUCGGACCCCUUCUCGGGACGCCUCUCGUCGCUAUCGCCCUUUUUCUAUUGCUCUUUCUGUACUUUGGUUAUUCCCUGGAACACGUCCUCUCGGGAUGUAUGGAAGCCGUCUCAUCCGUUCGUGAUGGAAUUCGGGUGGACAAGCAGAAGCACGGAUUCGCCCGCUUCGAAAACGUUCCCGAAGGCAACGUUCGGAUAGCCAACGUUCCUGGGACGAGCGGACGAGAGGCUGACAAUGACAACGUUGUCAAGGGGAUAACGCAAAUCGCGGGUGGCAGAUUCGAAAAUCCCCUGUACAGAUCUAACAAGAGGGAUAAGACGGAAAUACGCAAGAUUCUUGAUGCGCCUCUCAGCCUCGCCACCCUUAAAAGUCAAAUAGACGAUCAGCUGGAAACUAAGGAGAUGGAUACCGAGGAAUAAGAAUGUCAUUUUUAUUCAAUUACGUUAUGUUACGCUAAUUAAGUUUUACGAUCUUAAUUGUGGAAUUAGGUGAAAUUAUUGAAUGAUAAUAUACAUUACUUUGGACACUUUAGACUGGCUUAAGAAAGAUGUAUCACACGCGUCUUUUAUCUUCUUUUUGAAUAAAAUCAAGAUAAAUCUUGAGGAUUUAUGAAGCAAAGGCUUUUGAAAAAUUUUUCCAGGUGAAGAAUGAAUAAUACAUUGAAAUCAAUACUGUGUGUAUGCAUGUUUGUCUCGAAUCUAGAAAAUUUCGUUAAAUGACAGAUCUCUUACAUCUAAUAAGAUAUUAAAUAGAAAGAAGGAAACGAGAAUUUUUUUUUUCAAGAGAGAAAAGACAAAGCGAACAGGAGAUGUUGGCUCACAAGUAUUUAUUUCUUAUUGUCAGACGACAUUCAUUCGAAAUUGCAGCAUCGCGUGUUACAUCAUUCACGUGGUUACCGCGCUUUGUCGCGUAGACAAAUUAUACGCACACAUAAAUUCGACGAUGAUCGAAUAAAAUAUAUAUACAUAUAUAUAUAUAUAUAUAUAUAUAUAUAAUAU